GCCUGCCUCUCUCGCAUGGGAUGGUUCAUUCCUCGCUAAUUGGAUCAAGGAGGAAGUUGCAGGGUUGUCUGUGCAGUUCUGAAUGGUGCGUGUGUGUGUUCUGAUUUCUCUAAGACCUACCACCCCCCCCCCUGUGUGUGUGUGUUUCUAUAUCUGUCUGUGUGCAGAUGAAAGAGGAGGAAGUUCUGUUUGUCCUCUCCCUGUCUCUGCACCACCCUGCCCCCUUCCCUCUCCCCUCCCCUCCCUCCCAGCUAAUGACACCGCUGUCUCAGUGUGCAUAGAGCUGUGGGCACCUGCUGCUCCUUAUUAAUGACUCUGUAAGCAAGCUGAACAGCCACAGUGAGAACAACAGGAUGCUCCUGCCUCACGUUUGUUUUUCAUGAAGGGGUGUGUGGGUGGGGUCUUUAAUUUUACCCCCUCCUCCCCAGGUGUGAGAGAGAGAGAGAGAGCAGGAGCGACUUUCAAUCUAAAAAUAAAUGGCAGUCUGAGCUGCUGAAGCCAGAGAUGACUUGAGCAUUCACUGGAGAGACAGGGGGUGCAGAGCUGCUAAACCCAACGUUCACCCCCCACCCCUCCCUCCCCCUCACCAAGAGGAUGUUGGUGAUGGGCUCCCUGUCGCUGUCCACUUGAUGCCUGUAGCCCUUGCUGCUCUCUCACUUGCCCACUGUUCCUCUGGAGGCUCGCACGCAGCGGACGAGGCACCGUCCAUGCGCCGGGAGGAUGUCCGAGGAAGGCAGUGAGAAUUCUCUGGAGCCCUCCCACCUGCCCUGCCCGACCCCGUCGACCGAAGACACGGCGGAGGACGCUUCCUCGGCGACCCAGGCGGGCCAGAACGGGGCGCUGGGGCUGAGCGGCCUCAUUGCUACCUGCUGCAUCUGCAUGGAGGUGGAACGCGUGCGAACUUGCUUAAACUCUGAGAAGAUCUGCAUCAUACCCAUCAUGGCCUGUCUGGUGAGCCUGGGUCUUUGCAUUGCUGGCCUCAAGUGGGUUUUUGUGGACAAGAUAUUUGAGUACGAAUCUCUGACGCACCUUGAUCCCAAGCGCAUAGGGCAGGGUCCUGUAAUCUCUACUGAACAAGCAACAAUUGCCGAAUGGCCGCCAUCAACCGCCUUUACCUCCACUUUUCCGAUAUCUGAUUUGAUCCAGACAGUGAACGAUCCUGAUGAACCUUUGGUGCUCCCUUCCACUCCCUACACAAGCCCCCCAUCUCAGCCCCCAACCUCCCCUCCUUCCUCCCUACCCUCCUCUGUCGUGCUUGAAUCUUUCUCCCCCGACCCUGUCAUCACCAAAAGUCGUGAAGUGACAGAACCAGCGCCUGUCACCCUUCCCCAAAUGACAGAUACAAACCUCAUUAUCGCACCGGCGUUUACUACCACUUCACCGACGCCUUGGUCAGGCCACGCAAGGCCAUGCAACGAGAGCGAUCGGCACUACUGUGUGAAUGGAGGACAGUGUUUCGUUAUCAAUGGUAUUAAUAAACUCUCCUGUCAGUGUGACCCUGGAUUCACCGGAGAAAGAUGUACAGAGACUGUACCCAUGAGGGUCUUUAUACCUGAACAGCAUCUUGGAAUUGAAUUUAUGGAAGCUGAGGAGCUGUACCAGAAGCGAGUGCUGACGAUAACAGGGAUCUGUAUUGCCCUCCUAGUGGUUGGCAUCAUGUGUGUGGUGGCGUACUGCAAAACAAAAAAACAGCGGAAAAAACUUCAUGAUCGGCUCAGACAGAGUCUCCGCACCGAGCGAAACAACAUGGUAAACCUUGUGAAUGGACCGCACCGCACAAAUCCGCCAGCAGAAAAUGUCCAAUUGGCAAACCAAUAUAUAAUGAAAAAUCCUGGAUCCACUGAGCACGUUAUUGAGCGGGAAACAGAAACCUCAUUCUCCACCAGUCACUACACAUCGACGACCCAUCAUUCUACAACAGUGACUCACACGCCCAGCCACAGUUGGAGUACAGGCCAAACAGAAAGUGUCAUCUCAGACAGCCCCUCUGUGCUCGUAACAUCGUCAGUCGAAACCAGCAGGCACACCAGUCCGAUCAAUCACCGAGGUCGACUCAAUGGUGUGGCAGGUCGACGAGAGAUGCUUAUCUGUGUAAGGAACUCCAGAGACACUCCAGACUCUCUCCGAGAUUCACCGCACAGUGAAAGGUUUGUCUCAGCCAUGACCACUCCUGCCAGAAUGUCUCCGGUGGACUUCCGAACACCAGUGUCCCAGAAAUCUCCCGAGUGCGAGCUGUCACCGCCAGUCUCCAGCCUGACUAUCUCCAUGCCAUCGGUGACCAUUAGCCCUUUGAUCGAGGAGGAGAGGCCUCUGCUGCUGGUGACCCCGCCUCGGCAGCGGGAGAAGAGGCAGGAGCCAUACAAGCAGUACCACAACUCAGCCCAGGACAGUGGCAGCAUCCCAGCCAGCCCGCUGCGGGUGGCCGAGGACGACGAGUACGAGACCACCCAAGAGUACGAGCCGGCGCUCGAGUCCCCCAAGAAAGGGGCCGGCAACAGGAGAGGGAAAAGAACAAAGGCUAACGGCCACAUUUCACAAAGAGUGGAGACCGAGAGCAGUCCAGUCUCGGGGAGCAGUAGCUCUGACAGCGAAACAGAAGAUGAACGAAUAGGCGAGGAGACUCCCUUUCUGAGCCUACAGAACCCCAUAUCAAUGAGUGUAGAAUCAGCCCCCGCAUACCGAUUGGCUGAAAACAGGACUAACUCCACCAAUAGGUACUCUACACAGGAAGAGUUGCAAGCCAGGCUGCCCAAUGUAAUUACUAAUCAGGACCCAAUUGCUGUCUAAAAAACACAUAAUUGCACCAGUAAAACUUUAUUUUAUAUAAUGAAGUACUCCGGAUACUUUACUUUAAAUUAAACAUUUUAUUUUAUUUUAGCAGAAGAACCUUGCAGCUAGUAGAAAGUCUACAAGUUUUUAUAGAUUAAAAUAUAUAUAUGUAAAAAGAAAGUUAGCAUUCACAAUACUAAUGUGCCAUAUGUAGCGUUUUUACAGUAUUUCAACACAGAAAGAUAUCAGUUGUGCCUUUAUGUUACUUUAUUGCUGAAAGUGGAAUUAGUACAUCAGUCGCCAUUUCAUGCUACCUGCUAACAAACCUUCUGAUAAGAAAAGGAACGUCCAUGAUAUGAGGGUUUUUUUUUUCAAAAUUUCCCUCCGUGAUCAAUUUUGGACGCAGGCAGAAGUUUGAAUCCGUUGUUGACAAUGGGAGUUUCAGGAGGGGGAAAGAGACCCACGUGGAGGAGGGAAUGAAGGGGGGGUACCUCACUGUGACCUACUCACUCAGUAAUGUUUCACCCCUGUGGUUUCUGAUGGAGCUUGAUAACUUCUAAGAUUAAACAAACCUUAUAGAAAGAGAACAAAGGUAGGACUUAACGUGAAAACACUGGCUGUUGGUAUUGAGGGAAACCAUCAGUAACAUGUCACUAGUUCAUGCAGAGUUGAUAUUGAAAGUGAAGAUUCCUUGAAAGCAGUAUGUUAGAUAUGGGUGGUUGAAGAGUAAAGUUAUUCACUGAGUUAGAUUAAAUUAUUUCAGUGAAACUGCUUUCUUUAAAAAAGCAGUACCUGUUUCCUUGGUGCUUUUGUAGGGCUGUGUUAUAUGCUAUAAAUACUGCAGCUCCUUGGAAAGCCAUCAUAAUAGUCUCCCUUUCAACUAGCCUCCCUUCAACUAGUCAAAGCUCUCAUCUGAAUCUUAACUUCGUCCAGAAGUUGGGGUCAAACUGCUGCACGAUAAGAGGAGUUGCUGCUUGAGAGUAUGUUGGCUGAUCUUGGCAUGGAAAGGUGAGGGAGUGAACAACUUGACCUGACUCAGUAUCUUCCCCAUGCAGGAUAGUGGCUGAUUCUGUUGUUCUCAACAUUAGGAUUCUGUAAUGGUUUGUGGCGGUUUGGAACAGACUAUAUAUAUUCUUGUCACCAUCUUCAUACUUAUUGCCAUUGGCUGCAUUUGAAAGCAGAACUCUGUGUCAUGUAACUUUUACCUUAAUUUUAACUGAUGCAGAUAUUGAAAAUAUAAUGGGAUGCGGCAACAUUCAUCUUUUGGGGUAAUGUCAUUUUAAAAGCAGCUGGAGUUGCAGAUUACAAUUCACAUAUGAUCAAAAUAUAUAGCAUUGAACCUGCAUUCAGCAAAAGGACAACGUUUCUGAUAUCUUCCUGUGUUUGUGAAACAGACGCAUUAAAAGCCUCUUUCAAAUAAAGAUUUUUUUUCUGUUUAAUUGUGUACUUCAUUAUCAAUCCAGUCAAUAUAGCUGCAAUAAUUUCAGUUCCUCCUUUGCAAUAAAGAAAUCGGAAUGUCAUCUGAACUCACAGUCCAUAAGCCCUCGUCUUCAGACAUCGCAAUUUGUACUGUUCAAACCGAGGAGACCCAGAGUGGGAUUGUAGAGCUCAUAGGUGAUCAAAUCAGUCCUUUGAACGUACUGAAAAUUUGAAUUAUUUAAAAUUGUGAUAAAAUGUUUAUAAUCGGCACUAAUCCAUUUCUGCCACUACAACAGAGAUGCAUCAGAAACUUGUGUGUUUUCACUUCAAGGUGUCAACCCUGUGCUUUCAUGCUCUUAGUGCUGUGUAUUUUAAAAUCAUUUUGUGCAUGUUACUAAUACAGAAGAAGGAUUCUACAAUGUUCACAUGUUCUCAUGACUCCAAUGGAAUUUCUGCAGUUUUGUAGUAAGAAGGAUGGAAGUAUCUGAGAGCUAUUUAAAGCACUUGGUGAGACUUAAAAUUCUUUUUAAUUCUCUGUCCCUGCUUCCAAUAAAUUUGAUCACGUCAAUAGUGAUUCAGUAGAAACUUCAAAUGGUAGAAACAUUUCAUAUGUUUGCAAAUGGCAAAGAAACUGUUUGGUUCUUAAAGGGUCAGAGCAAGGCAAGAGGGGUCAGGAAUCAGUUAAAGUAGACAAUUGAUAUAGGGAAAUUGGAUUCUCUCACUUUUAAUUUGACCUAAAGCCCAGUCUGAGCAUACACAAAUGCCCAACAACUAAUAGAAAAUAGACCAUCACAGUCUAGCAAGUGUCUGCACAGCUUCUGACACACUGAAGAAAUCAAGACAGUUAUCCUUUUGUUUAUCACUGGACCUAUUCCUUUGCUGAUGUAAAAUGAGUUUUAAGUGCAUCACUUGAGAUCUGAUACAAGAGUAAGUUUCAGAAACUGAAAACAGUAGGGGUACAUUCAAAAAACCAAUUUUAUCUUUUGGGAGGGGAGGCAAUCUGCUGUGAAAUUGAGUUGAGAGUUUUGAUGAGUUGCUUCUCAUCACAUUUUUAUGCUGUUUACAAUCUGCUAAUGUUGAGGCACCGCUAAGGUAUAAGUGAUUGCAAUAAGUAUUAACUGUUAUGGCAUACAAUGAGCAUGGUAUAUGACCUAAUCUACAAGGGAAACAUGCAUGUGAUGUUAUAAUUGACCUUUUUAAAUGUGCAUGAGAUGUAAACAAUGAGCAGUAAUCAGCAGGUGGUUCAGAUAAAUAUUCUAUACACCUUUUGAUUGCACCCCUACAGUUUUCAGCAGUACUCCAAUAAUUCUUCAUAACUGAUUCACUUAAAGGAGUAUAAUAUUCACAAAAUGUAUCAGUUUGUUAUUUACUUUCUAUAUUAUUUAGAGGCACACAUACCGCACAGUCAUCAUGGAUGUUAGGGUAAUAGAAUAUGUAAAAGUAUUGAUAUUGUGGACAAACUCUUUUUAACAGCUGGUGUUUAAACAGACAGACCGUUUUGUAUUAGAUACUGGUAACAGGCCCCUUUAAAACAACCAGUCUGACAUAGAAUUAAAAGCAGAGAGGGAAUUUAAAAAAAAAGGUUCUGGAGUGGAGGCAAGCAGUGGGUGGAAGGAGGGAAAGAAGAGCAGACUUAACAUAGAAAGAAUCCUGAAUCAAUUUGCAACUUACUGUCAAUUGGUCCUACCCAGCAGCUUGGUUUACAAGUCGUAAAUCUGCUGUAGUUAGAAUUGAAAGAGUAAGGUGAGACUUUGCAAUCAAACAGACAAGACAAGUCUUUAUAUCUGCAUCAGUUUGUCUGCAUUUCCUUUGAUUCUCACUAUCAAUUGCGUGUGUGGGCAGUGUGUGUGUGUGUGAGAGAGAGAGAGAGAGAGAUAAAAACGUGCGGAACCAGAGCAGUUGGCUUUGGUAUUGGUGAUCUUUGUGUCCUGUAAGUGUUAUUAUUAAUGAGCAUUCCUGUGAAAACUCUCCAAUGUCUACAAUGAAUUUCAUAGCAGUACUUUUAUUAUUUAUAUCACAGCUUUCUGACAUUUAGUGAAUUCAGUUUCAUGUUAUUUGUAAAAUAUUCUCUGAAAAAUAUAUAUGUUCAAUGUUUCACAUUUUUUCCUGAUUUUUUGUUUUUUUAAAAAAAUUAAAAACGUAUAAAAAAUAAUUUAUUGUCAAAUAUAAAGGCUAUCUAUAUCUUUCUCGUAAAAAGAAUAUAAUCUGCAUCUAAUUGUUAGAUGCUGCAAAUCCAGUAUAUGCAAAUUGCAAAAAAAAUCUUGAUGCAUUUUUCUUUUUAAUCUUGAUGUGGCUUUCUUUAAAACAAGAUUUUUUUAAAAAGCUGCAAAUUAUAUUUAGCUUCAGCUGAAAGUUGCCCUGGCAAUCAGUGGUCCAGGAACAAGAAUGUACUUAACACCAGUUCAGAUAUUCCAUUAUGAGUUUCAUCUGUGAAGUUACUUUUUUAAAAAAAAUACAUUAAACCAUUUCAUUCAGA
Messenger RNA from Chiloscyllium plagiosum (whitespotted bambooshark), 6664 nucleotides. NCBI's taxonomy places the organism in Eukaryota, Metazoa, Chordata, Chondrichthyes, Orectolobiformes, Hemiscylliidae. The record is from RefSeq and is a predicted model, not a curated record.